Messenger RNA from Tachyglossus aculeatus (Australian echidna), 933 nucleotides. RefSeq names its product olfactory receptor 1038-like. The record is from RefSeq and is a predicted model, not a curated record. Lineage: Eukaryota; Metazoa; Chordata; Mammalia; Monotremata; Tachyglossidae. Gene Ontology annotation, cellular component: membrane. The transcript has a single exon. Gene Ontology annotation, biological process: sensory perception of smell; G protein-coupled receptor signaling pathway. Gene Ontology annotation, molecular function: olfactory receptor activity; odorant binding; G protein-coupled receptor activity. The coding region runs from base 1 to 933 and encodes 310 amino acids.
AUGGGGCAAGGUAACUAUUCUGAAGUGAUGGAGUUCAUUCAGGUGGGGCUCACAGAUAGCGUACACAUGUGGGCCAUCCUUUUUGUGUUUUUUCUAUUGAUCUAUGUAGUUGGUGUCAUGGAGAAUCUUGGACUGAUCAGAUUAAUUGGGCUCAGCCCUCGACUUCACACUCCUAUGUACUUUUUCCUAAGCCAUUUAGCCUUUGUUGACUUCUGUUAUACCUCUUCCAUCACUCCCAACAUGUUGGUGGACUUGGCUAUAGAAUUGAAAAGCAUUUCCUUCACAGCCUGUGCUAUUCAAGUAGGUUGCUUCAUCACUUUUAUAAAUGUAGAAAUUUUUCUCCUGUCAUUGAUGGUGUAUGACCAUUAUGUGGCAAUCUGCCAACCUCUUCUUUAUAUGACUGUGAUGUCUUGGAAACUGUGUACCCAAAUGGUAGCUGGUACUUACCUAUAUUGUUUUUUGGUUGGAUUUUUUCACACAUUUCUGACAUUUCGUUUCUCCUACUAUGACUCCAAUGUCAUCAAUCACUUCUAUUGUGACGAGGUCCCCUUGUUGGCAUUGUCUUGCUCUGACACCCGUAUCAAAGAGAGGCUGAUUUUUGCAUUUGCUGGUUUUAAUAUGCUCGGCUCACUUCUAAUUGUUCUCAUCUCUUACAUUUUUAUUCUCUUGGCCAUCUUAAGGAUUCACUAUUCUGAAGGGAGACAUAAAGCCUUUUCCACCUGCACCUCCCACUUAACAUCUGUUACUAUAUUUUAUGCAACUAUGUAUUUACAGCAUAAAUCAAAUUAUUCACUGGACACUGAUACAAUUGCUUCAGUGUUCUGCACCAUCGCGAUCCCCAUGCUUAAUCCCUUGAUCUAUAGCUUGAGAAAUCAAGAGGUGAAAGGUGCCUUAAAGAAGAAAAUAGGGAAAAUAAGAUGUAUGACACCAUGA